AUGUCUAGUUCGACGGCCGUGUUAGGCGCCUGGCGAGAUCGUACCAAUCUCUUCAUAUCAUAUCGACAGUCGUACACACACCAUCCAGCAAAACGAACACGAUUCGCCGGACCCAGCCAUGGCCGCUUUGCAGACAAUCCGGACGAGGAGAGGGCUGGACUCAUGUCCAACGUAGAAAGCGACGGAGAUGCAGUUAUUGAAAUGGAUGUAUUGCCGCCGAGAUGGCUAGACAUUCAAGACGAGGUGUCCCAGACGCUUGUAGACAUUGCUGGAAAGAUGAAGAGAUUGGACCAGAUGCAUGCGAAACACGUCCUGCCCGGCUUCGAUGACGAGAGCGUGAAGGCGAAGGAGGAAAGAGAGAUUGAGGGCUUGACACAGGACAUCACCAAAGAUUUCGUGACUUGCCAAAAGUCUAUUCGCCGGAUCGAUCGAAUGGUACAAGAGCAACAACAGCAAUCAGGAGGGGUAAUCUCAAGCGCAGACGCGACAAUGGCCAAAAAUCUAAAGAUGUCUCUGGCAAGCCGUGUGGGCGAGGUCAGCACUUUGUUCCGCAAGAAGCAGUCCACGUACCUCAAAAAGAUGCGCUCGCUCGGCGGGAUGAGCUCUCCUUUGGACAGGUCGAGCACUCCAUUGGCGCAGAAUCCGUACACGGAUCCUGCGAUGAUGGAGUCCGAGUAUGAUCGAUCUGCUGCUCAAUCAACGCUCCUCCAAACAGCUCAAGUACGACGAAGAGGCAUGAUGGACUCGCAGAUUGAUCAAAGAGAAAGAGAGAUAGAAAAGAUUGCGCAAGGAGUCAUCGACUUGUCAAACAUAUUCCAGGAGAUUCAGACCAUGGUAAUCGACCAAGGCACCAUUCUUGAUCGAAUCGACUACAAUGUGGAGCGAACAGCAGAGCAUGUCAAGGAAGCCGAUAAGGAGCUCAAGGUCGCUACUGGAUACCAGAAGCGCAGCACGAAGCGCAAGAUCAUUCUACUACUGGUACUCAUCGUGGUCGGCAUGUUUAUAUUACUGCUUGUGAAGCCGAGACGAAGUGGUGAACCGGUUGAACCUAAUCCAGCACGGCCAGAAGCUCCCAUUCCUAAUGAUCCUGGAGCGCAACUACCGCCGAAAGUGAGAAGGUUGAUAGAUGACGGAAAGCCAGUGCUUUCGCAAGAGUUGGACGACAGACAACUGGAGUGGAAGAAGCGUCGGCGGCGAAAACAUUGAGAGUGCAUACAUUUUAGGCUCUUAUAGAUACUCAUUGCGAUACAACUGCUUCCAUUUUC
Molecule: messenger RNA, 1265 nt
Organism: Pseudocercospora fijiensis CIRAD86
Lineage: Eukaryota; Fungi; Ascomycota; Dothideomycetes; Mycosphaerellales; Mycosphaerellaceae
Exons: 2
Coding region: 1-1206 (401 amino acids)
Biological process (GO): vesicle fusion; intracellular protein transport; vesicle-mediated transport
Cellular component (GO): endomembrane system; membrane; SNARE complex
Molecular function (GO): SNAP receptor activity; SNARE binding
Source: RefSeq, a predicted model, not a curated record